AUGACGUCCAAGGUGAUCGCUCUGACAGGCGGAGCCGCUGGAAUUGGUCUUGCUACAGCAUCAUUACUAGUAUCACAAGGAGCCAAAGUGGCAAUCUCGGACGUCAACGCAACCAAUCUUCGGACUGCCGAAGCCAGCCUGCGAGAACAGUGCAAAGACGGCGGUGAAAUUCUAGCGACGGUCGUGGAUGUCCGUAGACGAGAUCAAGUCGAUGGCUGGAUAGCUGAGGUCGUCGAAAAGUUCGGUAAACUAGAUGGUGCAGCGAACUUGGCUGGCGUGAUUCCCAAGAGCAUUAAUAUCGAGAGGGUGGAGGACCUCAACGAUGAAGACUGGCAGUUCGUGCUCGAUGUGAAUAUCACUGGUGUGAUGCAAUGCAUGCGAGCAGAGAUCCGACAGAUGAACGAGAAUGGAAGCAUUGUCAACGCAGCUAGCAUCGCAGGGCUGGGUGGAUUCCCUAAAAAUGCAGCAUACACUGUGGCAAAGCAUGGAGUAAUCGGUAUUACGAAAACAGCGGCAAAAGAGGUUGGUGAUCGGUCAAUUAGGGUCAAUUGCAUUGCACCAGGGAUAAUUGACACUGAGAUGCAUCGUGAAAGUGUUCGGAUACGUGGGAAGGAGGGAGACUAUAAGAUACAAAUUCCAAGGAAAGGACAACCGGAGGAAGUAGCCGCAUUGAUUGCAUGGCUCCUCUGUGACGGCUCACAGUACAUCACUGGGACUGUCCAGAUCAUCGAUGGCGGCGUCAUGGCCUAA
This is a messenger RNA of Aaosphaeria arxii CBS 175.79, 750 nucleotides long. RefSeq names its product NAD(P)-binding protein. NCBI's taxonomy places the organism in Eukaryota, Fungi, Ascomycota, Dothideomycetes, Pleosporales. The transcript has 3 exons. Bases 1 to 750 code for a protein of 249 amino acids. The record is from RefSeq and is a predicted model, not a curated record. Gene Ontology annotation, molecular function: oxidoreductase activity.